Raphanus sativus (radish) is the source of this 2632-nucleotide messenger RNA. Its product is annotated as neutral ceramidase 1. The transcript has 11 exons. Lineage: Eukaryota; Viridiplantae; Streptophyta; Magnoliopsida; Brassicales; Brassicaceae. The record is from RefSeq and is a predicted model, not a curated record. Gene Ontology annotation, cellular component: extracellular region. Gene Ontology annotation, biological process: long-chain fatty acid biosynthetic process; ceramide catabolic process; sphingosine biosynthetic process. The coding region runs from base 145 to 2454 and encodes 769 amino acids. Gene Ontology annotation, molecular function: N-acylsphingosine amidohydrolase activity.
UUCAACAUCUGUCUCACACCAAAUUCAUGUCUUUGCUUCGACGCUCAGACUCCUUCCUUUUUCCCGCACCAAAUACGUUUCUUCUUCCACUGGACUUCCUCUGUCUCCCGUUGUUUGAUCAAGGUAAAUGCCAAGUGGUUUACGAUGGGGAUACUAUCUCUAGUCAGAUUAUGGACAGUGCUUUUGCUGGUCACUAGUGGAGGAGUUUACUCUCACUCUGACUAUCUGAUUGGAAUGGGAAGCUAUGACAUCACUGGCCCCGCCGCUGAUGUUAACAUGAUGGGCUAUGCCAACAUGGAGCAAGUCGCUUCCGGUAUUCACUUCAGGCUCCGCGCUCGGACUUUCAUUGUCUCUGAGCCCCAAGGGAAGCGUGUUGUGUUUGUUAACAUUGACGCUUGCAUGGCUUCACAAAUCGUUACACUAAAAGUUAUCGAGAGGCUCAAGUCAAGAUAUGGGGAUCUGUAUACUGAAAAGAAUGUUGGCAUCAGUGGCAUUCACACCCAUGCCGGUCCAGGUGGUUAUCUUCAGUAUGUUGUGUAUAUCAUUACAUCACUUGGCUUUGUUCGUCAGUCAUUUGAUGCCCUUGUUGACGGGAUUGAGAACAGUAUCGUACAAGCUCAUGAUAACCUUCGUCCUGGUUCAAUUUUUAUCAAUAAAGGUGAACUCUUGGAUGCUGGUGUAAACCGGAGUCCAAGUGCAUAUCUUUAUAAUCCUUCAGAAGAAAGGAGCAAGCACAAGUAUAAUGUUGAUAAAGAAAUGACUCUUUUGAAGUUUGUGGAUGAUCAGUGGGGUCCGGUUGGUAGUUUCAACUGGUUUGCUACUCAUGGAACUUCCAUGAGCCGUACAAACUCUUUGAUCAGUGGAGACAACAAGGGCGCUGCAGCGAGAUUUAUGGAGGAUUGGUUUGAGCGGAACACUGCUGAAGGAUCCUACUCUGAAGAGUUUAUUUCGGAUGAGAUACCUAGAAGAGUUUCAAGCAUAAUCGAGAGUUCCCAGGACAGCCAUGAGGAGUUACUAGAGCUUGCAUCUUACUUUGAGGCACAACCUGGUAGGCCUGCAACUAGAAUUUCGAGUUCUGCAAGGCGGGUGAGGAGUGCUCUGAGGAAGGCGGACAGGCCUGGCUUUGUUUCUGCUUUCUGUCAAACAAACUGCGGUGAUGUUAGCCCAAAUGUGCUUGGAGCCUUUUGCCUAGACACUGGUCUUCCUUGUGACUUCAAUCACAGUACAUGUGGUGGGAGAAAUGAGCUGUGCUAUGGACGUGGACCAGGCUAUCCUGAUGAAUUCGAGAGCACACGUAUAAUUGGCGAGAGACAGUUCAAGAUGGCUUUGGAUCUUUUCAACGAAGCAUCUGAACAGCUGCAAGGGAAGGUUGAUUACCGCCAGGUUUACGUUGACUUUUCACAGCUUAAUGUGACACUUGUUAAGAAAGAUGGAAACUCAGAAGUUGUGAAAACAUGUCCUGCGGCAAUGGGCUUUGCUUUUGCUGCUGGAACCACAGAUGGACCAGGAGCAUUUGAUUUUACACAAGGAGAUGAUAAGGGGAACCCUUUCUGGAAGAUGGUGAGAAACGUUCUUAAACCACCUCACAAGAAACAAAUGGAUUGCCACUACCCAAAACCCAUCUUGCUUGACACUGGAGAAAUGACAAAGCCAUAUGAGUGGGCUCCGUCAAUUCUUUCACUGCAAAUAAUACGUAUUGGACAACUUUUCAUUCUCAGCGUCCCUGGAGAAUUCACAACUAUGGCUGGAAGGCGGCUCCGAGACGCAGUCAAGAAACAGCUUAAAAGCAAUGGUAAUAAAGAAUUGAGCGGUGAGAUUCACGUCGUGAUAGCUGGAUUAGCUAAUGGUUACUCACAAUAUGUGACUACCUUUGAGGAAUACCAAGCGCAAAGAUACGAGGGCGCAUCUACAUUAUUUGGCCCACACACCCUCAGUGGCUACAUUCAAGAGUUCAAGAAGCUCUCCAAAUCUCUCGUCCUUGAUAGGCCUGUUCAACCGGGGCCUCAACCGCCGGAUCUCCUAGACAAGCAAGUGAGCUUCCUCACACCAGUCGUGAUGGACACAACUCCUGCCGGAGACAGUUUUGGAGAUGUAAUCUCGGAUGUUCCCAAAAACUUGUCCCUGAAGAGAGGAAAUGACCUGGUGACUGUUGUAUUCCAAUCAGCUUGCCCUAGAAACGAUCUACUGACUGAAGGUACGUUUGCUCUGGUGGAGAGACUAGAACGGGAGGACAAGACUUGGACCCCAGUUUAUGACGACGAUGACCUAUGUCUGAGGUUCAAGUGGUCGAGGCCUAAGAAGUUGAGCUCCCGGAGUGAAGCCACAGUGGAAUGGAGAGUUCCUGAGUCUGCAUCACCAGGGGUUUACAGGAUCACCCAUUUUGGUGCUGCAAAGAGUCUCUUUGGGUCAGUCCAGCAUUUCACAGGCUCUUCUAGUGCUUUCCUUGUAACAUAAAACAAGUAAAAACUACAAGUAGAUGAAGUAUCGUUGUAUAGGCCUACAUGAAUGCACUGCUGUUAUAUACUGAUGCUGAGAAGUAUAGUAGAAUCCAACACAGCUUUUCUUGUAAUGCUUCACAUUACAAUUUUAUCUUGUUGCGUUAGUGAAUUGAAGUUGGUUUGUUGAUGAGUAA